Fusarium sp. VM40 is the source of this 1413-nucleotide messenger RNA. The record is from the annotation of a GenBank genome assembly. NCBI's taxonomy places the organism in Eukaryota, Fungi, Ascomycota, Sordariomycetes, Hypocreales, Nectriaceae.
AUGACAAGUGAGACUACAAAUGUCAAGAAGGUCAAGAAGGGCAAGGCGUCAGCCAAGCGCAAUAGCGAAGCACGCCGUGAACAAAACCGCCUUGCCAGCCGAAACUACCGUGAGAAGCGCAAGCAGAAACUCGCACUUUUGAAUGAUCUGUUGGAGCCGAAUAUCGUCUCAAGUGUCCCCGAUGAUGCUCAUGUUGAGGCUGCCUUGGGUCAGAGUGGACUAGGCGACUCGAACACUUCUCAGUUACAGAGUCAGCCAUUGCCAAGCGUGCUUCUUGACGAUCACCUUCUAUCAAUAGAUCCCGCCCAAGGUCUGAGUGGUCUCGAUAACAAUGAAGAGUAUCUCACGCAACAGAACUGGGGCAUGCUAGCUCAUGCAACCACACCCGCAGCAUUUACUCACCCGGUAUUUCCAGAGUCUUUACCAUUAACUAAUCUAGGCGACCCUUUCAGCCUUGGGAAUCAAGAUCCAUGGUGUCAUGACAUAUCCGGAUCUCAGCAACAGCUUCUACAGUUCCCAGAUGCAUAUUCAACAGGUUAUUUUAACCCCAGGCCAAUAGAGGAGAUCUUUGAAGAUAGCCCAGAGUCGGAUCAUAGCAGCUCAGGAGCAUCCUCGAGCAAUGAUAGUGGUGCUCUUGACGACAUCCUAGUCGGCGUCGAGAACCUUAGCAUAGAGCAAAAACGGUCUCUCCUCCGUCGCUUACAGCAAGACACUGGAAGGUCAACUCCAUCUCCUCCCCGACACAGAACUCCACAAACCCCAGGUCAACUACAAGUCAUCCAGUUUGCCAAAGCGCUGUACAAGACGGCACAUGCUAGACCGACGCUUUUUCCAACACAGUAUGCGAUGGAGGCAGGCAUCUUUGGCGCAAUAUUUGCCAACUGCUAUGCUCUUGGCAUGCAGGGCGUGGAAGAAAUCAUACGCGAUGAGGGCUGUAGUGUAUUCUCCGUCACUCAAGAUGAGGGAUACAGUCAGUCACAGCUGCCUCUUGUGAAAUCGAGGUUUCGGGCUUUGUCGUCUGAUCUCCAACCGAUGGACAAGCAACUGACCUUUGGGCACCAUCCUUACAUUGAUGUCAUCCCUUUCAAGAGCUUCCGCGAGAAUCUAAUUGCCUUGCUUGAUCGUGACCCUUCUAUCAUCGACGAAGGCGCUCUUUGCCAUGACAUACUAGCUGGUGGUUUCACCUGCUGGGGCGCAGGGCGAAAUGUACAUGGAAUGAGCGCAGGCGUGCCUUGGGACUCACGUAGUUGGGAGCCCAGUGUAUGGUUUUUGGUAAAGUAUCGCAUGCUAGCAGGUGACUGGAAUGGCGAGCUGUGGAAGAGUGCGAGGUCAUGGCAUAGCGUUCGAGGGGAGAGAAUCCAGACAACGGAGGCGAUGGAGAUUCUCGACAACAGUGAAACAGCAAGAAGGUAG